AUCGUAAAGACAGAAUCCAAUGAGAGCAAGGCAGAGGUUGCUCCGGGAGACGCGGGGAGAUCGGCCUAGCACCGCGCGGGAUACAAUUGUUGGGGGAAAUUAGGGAGCUGGGCAUUUGGCUUUGGAGCGCCAAUUGAGUCCGAGGAUCAGAGCGGGUGACGGGCCUUCUGUGGGACAGCGGCCUGGAACCGAUCCCCGGCCUGCAGGGUGGAAGCAGGCCUGGGAUCCCCGGGCGUUAACUCAUUCUGCAAAUUGAAAGGGCGACUGGCUGCAUUGGGAGAUAGCGAGUGGUACGCUGCUUUUGGCUGUGUCUCCGCUUACUGUACUGAGACAGUACUGUAUUGCAUUGGAAUCCACUGCAUUGUACUGGGUAACAUUUAGCAGAGACCCUUGCAUUGCUCUGCCUUCCGGGGUAUUGCUUUGAAAUAUUUUGUGUAGAUUGAAACGUAUUUUGCCUUUUUGAGUUUAAAAUUUCCAAUAGCAGGCGAGCAGAAUUCUGCAGCUAUCCAAAGACUUUGAUUUGACACCAUCUACGUAUCUAUCUUGUGGCGUUUGCUUGCUCGCUGGUUCUGAUUCGGUCUAGGGAAAGUAGACUGUUUCAUCAGAAUGACCUCUGCAUCUACAAAGGUGGGCGAGAUAUUCUCUGCAGCCGGUGCUGCCUUCACCAAGCUAGGAGAGUUGACCAUGCAGCUUCACCCGGUGGCCGAUUCCUCGCCGGCUGGUGCCAAGUGGACGGACACAGAGAUUGAGAUGCUGCGCUCGGCUGUUAAGCGCUUCGGAGAGGAUUUAAACAAAAUCAGCACCGUCAUCAAAGACCGUACAGUAGCUCAGAUCAAGACCACAGUGAAGAGGAAGGUCUACGAGGACAGUAGUGUGCCACUCCCUUCGGAGUCCCCCAAGAAGGCCCAUAAGAAGGUGGCAACCCCUGCGGCAACCACUGGCGCUCCAACAAGCACUACACCGCCCACAGCGACCGUGGGGUCCGGGAAUGUGGCCUCCACAGACUCGACAGGAGCGAAGAAGCAGAAGCCAUCAGAUGUGACCCUCAGUGCCCUGAAUGACUCUGAUGUCAACAGUGACCUGGUGGACAUUGAAGGCCUGGGUGACAGCUCGCCAGCUAAGAAGCUCAAUUUUGACCAGGUCUGAGCCUCGAUUCCAGUCUCAUCAUGAGCACCUCAGACACCCCACUCCCGUCUCGCUGAAUUACCCAUCCCCCACCACCUUCUCCUCCUCCUCUCUACUCUACCGGCCCCCUCACUCGCAGAGGGAGCCCCUCUCCUCCUGUCAGCCAGGAGGUCAGCCAGCAGAAUUCAGUCCAGUGCCAGCAAAGACCAUAGCCGAGCUGACCAACUCCGACUGACGCUGCAUGUCGCUCAAUUCCAAGGAGCACCGUUGAUGACUGUUUGACCACCAUUGCAAUGGGAUUUUAUUUCAGAGGUGUAUGGACGGAUUUUUCAAUUAAAGCAAAAACUACUUAC
Molecule: messenger RNA, 1478 nt
Organism: Mobula hypostoma (lesser devil ray)
Lineage: Eukaryota; Metazoa; Chordata; Chondrichthyes; Myliobatiformes; Myliobatidae
Product: chromatin complexes subunit BAP18-like
Exons: 6
Coding region: 607-1146 (179 amino acids)
Cellular component (GO): MLL1 complex; NURF complex
Source: RefSeq, a predicted model, not a curated record